This is a messenger RNA of Cavia porcellus (domestic guinea pig), 2710 nucleotides long. RefSeq names its product phosphopantothenoylcysteine decarboxylase (gene Ppcdc). Gene Ontology annotation, molecular function: phosphopantothenoylcysteine decarboxylase activity; FMN binding. Gene Ontology annotation, cellular component: phosphopantothenoylcysteine decarboxylase complex. The record is from RefSeq and is a predicted model, not a curated record. Gene Ontology annotation, biological process: coenzyme A biosynthetic process. The coding region runs from base 1494 to 2210 and encodes 238 amino acids. The transcript is spliced from 6 exons. Lineage: Eukaryota; Metazoa; Chordata; Mammalia; Rodentia; Caviidae.
AAAAAAGAGUGAUAAAAGUUACCUAAAAUUAGUUUGGGUGAUUCAUCUGACCCAGGCAAGUUCUGUUCUGGGUGCUGAGGUCCAGCAUCAUGGCUGAUGGCUUUUGGGAUGUGUGGGGACAUUUGGGGGACAGGGUUGGAUAGGAUGCUAUCCAUUUAUCAAGAAGGCAGAAGAGGAGCCUGUAGAUUGCUAAUACAGGCUGCGUGUGUGUAGGGAGUGUUUAAGACAUGGUCAUCACAGGCACUGUGUCAGGCUCACUAGGAAUGAGGUGCAUCAGUUUUAGCUGGGGAUGUGACAAAGUAUUUUUGGAUUCAGGUGUACCUUUGACAGAAUUUUAGGACAACCUCUAAGACUGACUCGAGACAGCAUCAGCCUGUUUACAACCCACAAAAUCUGACUUACGAAAAUUUCAUCCAAGCAUGGUGACACAUGCCUGUGAUCCCAAUACUCAGGAGGCUGAGGCGGGAUUGCUAGGCGUUCAAGGCCAGCCUAGACUACAAAGUGAGUUCAAGCCAACCAGAGCUACAUGGCAAGACCCUGUCUCCAGAAACUAAAACAAAAGAAAAAGCCAGAAAGCAUUCCUUGUAGCAGAGUGCCUUGUGAUCCACAAACAGGCCCCCAAACUCAAGUUUAAAAAAUGAGGCAAAAACAUAUUUUAAAAAGCAGCGCUGAUUUAUUUUAUCCUCGGCCCAGCCACACAGUGCAGUUGGAGAGUGCAAAAGCUGUGUGUGUCCUGCCCCCCAUACUUGCAGCCUUUAUAUAUAUAUCACUGUUUACAAAGUAAGGGGUUUGGGCGUGGAUCAGGAGGUAGGCUAAUGGGGAAGAUCCUUGUUUUCCUCAGCAGAGAACAGAGGAGUCUAGCAGCAAUUAACAACCUUUUGUUAUCUUAUUUUAGCACCACAUCGGUUAUUUGUAGAGGGCAGCAAUGGUUAACAAUUAGGUUAGGAUCCCAGGAAUUUACAGUUCUUCACAGAGGAGAGCAUUGAUUAACAUAUCAAUUAGGUCACCCAGAGGAAAAGAAACACGCAUAUAGAACAGUAGGCCACAUUACAGGUAUUUUGGUAUAAUACAAAUAUAACGAAGGUUUUUGCUAGUGUACAACAAGUGCAGUGAUGUGUGCCUGUAAUCCCAGCUACUCGGCAGGCUGAAGCAGGAUUGCAAGUUCCAGGUCAGCCUAGGGAAUUUAGUAAGACUUAAGUCAAAAAGGACCAGGGGAGGUGGCAGUGGCUGAGUGCUUGCCUCGCCACUGUCCCCAGAACCAUCAGUGCCUGGUACAUACACCCUUUUCUAUUUUGUGCUUGGUAUUGGGGUUCUUUUGUGGUGUUUUAGUUUUUGCUCUUUGUUAUUAGGGAGUAUUUGUUUUGGGGGGAGGGGGUUGGGACAGCAUCUUGCUGUGUAGUUCAGGAGAAGCCAGGGCAUCACAUUUUCCCAUGUGACAUCGUCCAGUUUAUGUACGAGCUCAACAACAUGUAGCACCAUGUGCGGACCCUGUGAUGGCCCUGCAGAUUGCCCCUGCCACGCACCGGCUGGAAGUUAUAGUGGUUACAACCGAGAGAGCCAAGCAUUUCUACAGCCCCCAGGACGUUCCUGUCAGCCUCUACAGUGACACCGAUGAGUGGGAGAUGUGGAAGCGCCGCUCUGACCCUGUUCUGCACAUUGAACUGCGGCGAUGGGCAGACCUCAUGCUGGUGGCUCCUCUGGAUGCCAACACUCUGGGGAAGGUAGCCAGUGGCAUCUGCGACAACUUGCUUAGGCACACUGAGGACUUCGGAAGCACUCAGUCUGGACAGAGAGGGUUUGAUCCCCACUCAGGCAGGAGAGGACUGUUCCAUGGAGAGUGGUGUGGUCUUCAUUGGCUGCUGUCAGUCCUGGGGAUCUGCUGGGCACUGGAUAAAUGGGGCCUACAAGCUGCAGGAAAGAACUUUUACUCCCACGGGUCAUUGCGAGUGUUAGAGACCUGUGUCAUCCGGGCCUGGGACCACAACAAGCCCCUGCUCUUCUGCCCUGCCAUGAACACAGCCAUGUGGGAGCACCCAGUCACUGCGCAACAGGUGGGCCAGCUCAAGGCCUUUGGCUACACUGAGGUUCCCUGCGUGGCCAAGAAGCUGGUGUGUGGAGACCAAGGUCUCGGGGCCAUGGCUGAAGUGGAGACCAUUGUGGAGAAAGUAAAAGAAGUCUUCUCUCAGCACCAUGGCAUCCAGCAGAGUUGAACUGAAUCUUCUGUUACGGGCAUUGCCUUGCCUCCACGAGUUUUCAGGCUGGAAAAGAGGAGGGCAGCCGAAUCUGGUGAAGGCUCCAGUGUUUGCUGAGGAGGCAUCUGGCCUGAGUGUUUUGCGCUUUCCCAGGACUCGACCUACUCCAGGUCAGACUGGACAGUCAAGCCCCUUCUUUGAACAAGAGAUGCCCACUAGAGGAGGGGGGCUCCCUCCUUGACUCUUCCUGGAAUGGGCACAGCAAACCAAGGAGACUGUCCCUGUUCCCCUGGGAAGGGAUGAUCAUUCAGGAAUCUCUCAGAGACCGGGAGAUCUUGUUUUCCCCCAAAACUGGUUUUAAGAACACCAUGGCUGGAGAUCACUGGCAUGGUGGCCCUGGACAUUCUUUGGUGAGGAGUCACGGUGCCAUGCAGAGGUGACAAGACUCUCUGAUUUCCCACACACCGUGCUGUGAGAUUGGGGAUGCUGGAAAAUAAAGCAAAGCACAUUUAUCCUUC